Linum trigynum is the source of this 5034-nucleotide messenger RNA. The record is from the annotation of a GenBank genome assembly. NCBI's taxonomy places the organism in Eukaryota, Viridiplantae, Streptophyta, Magnoliopsida, Malpighiales, Linaceae.
CAGAAUUUCAGCGACUCGCCCGAGCGGGAAAAUAUUGUCGGAAGCUAGGGUUUUCGCGACUCGGCGUUAGUCGGAUUCGCUUGGGAUUUCCUCCAAUUGGGUUGCUCUGCUUACUUUCUUCUUCCAGCCUCGUGUAGGUUUCAGCGAGAGAACACAGACCGUCAAGAUGAGGAUUAUGAUAAAGGGCGGGGUGUGGAAGAACACCGAGGAUGAAAUCCUCAAGGCGGCGGUUAUGAAAUAUGGGAAGAAUCAGUGGGCUCGCAUCUCUUCGCUUCUCGUUCGUAAAUCCGCGAAACAGUGUAAGGCUCGGUGGUACGAGUGGCUGGACCCAUCGAUCAAAAAGACUGAGUGGACCAGAGAAGAGGAUGAGAAACUGCUCCAUCUUGCUAAGCUCAUGCCCACUCAAUGGAGAACAAUUGCACCCAUUGUUGGCCGUACUCCGUCCCAGUGUCUCGAAAGAUAUGAGAAGCUCCUUGAUGCUGCCUGUGUUAAGGAUGAUAACUAUGAACCCAAUGACGACCCUCGCAAGCUGCGUCCCGGGGAAAUUGAUCCGAAUCCUGAAUCUAAGCCGGCGCGUCCAGAUCCUGUUGAUAUGGAUGAGGAUGAGAAGGAAAUGCUUUCUGAAGCAAGGGCUCGGUUAGCCAACACCAGGGGAAAGAAGGCCAAAAGGAAAGCCAGAGAAAAACAGCUUGAAGAGGCUAGGAGGCUUGCUUCCUUGCAGAAAAGAAGAGAACUUAAAGCGGCUGGUAUUGAUGUUAGGCAAAGGAGGAGGAAAAGGAAGGGGAUUGACUAUAAUGCUGAAAUUCCCUUUGAGAAGAGGCCUCCUCCUGGCUUCUAUGAUGUUGCUGAUGAAGAUACAACAGUAGAACAACCUAUGUUCCCUACUACUAUUGAAGAACUUGAAGGGAAACGAAGGGUUGAUGUAGAAGCACAGUUGAGAAAGCAGGACAUAGCAAAGAACAAAAUUGCUCAGAGGCAGGAUGCUCCAGCUGCCAUCCUGCAAGCUAACAAACUAAAUGAUCCUGAAGCAGUUAGGAGGAGAUCAAAGCUUAUGCUACCUGCACCGCAGAUUUCUGAUCAUGAAUUGGAGGAAAUUGCAAAAAUGGGCUACGCUAGUGAUCUCAUUGCUGAGAGCGAGGAACUAACAGCGGGGAGUGGUGCAACACGUGCACUUCUUGCUAACUACUCCCAGACACCCCAUCAGGGAAUGACGCCAAUGCGCACCCCACAGAGAACUCCUGCAGGUAAAGGUGAUGCCAUCAUGAUGGAGGCAGAAAACCUUGCUCGUCUGAGAGAGUCACAGACUCCAUUAUUGGGUGGAGAUAACCCUGAAUUGCAUCCCUCAGAUUUCUCUGGUGUGACUCCUAAGAAACGGGAAAUUCAAACUCCAAAUCCCAUGCUGACUCCUUCUAUGACUCCCUCAAUGACUCCUUCUAUGACUCCAGGAAGGGCCAGUGUUACUCCUAGAGUUGGCAUGACACCUUCACGUGAUGGAUACUCUUUUGGUAUGACUCCAAAGGGGACACCCAUCAGGGAUGAACUCCAUAUAAAUGAAGACAUGGAUAUGCAUGAUAGCGCUAAGCUUGAGCGGAGAAAGCAAGCUGAUCUGAGGGAGAAUUUGCGAGCUGGUCUUAGUAAUUUGCCACAGCCCAGGAACGAAUACCAGAUUGUCGUACAACCACCUCCAGAAGAGUCGGAGGAACCAGAAGAGAAGAUUGAAGAGGAUAUGUCCGAUAGGAUGGCCAGAGAAAAGGCUGAGGAGGAUGCACGGCUGCAGGCAUUGCUUCGGAAGAGAUCAAAGGUGCUUCAGAGGGAGCUCCCAAGGCCCCCUGCUGCUUCUUUGGAAUUGAUUAGAAGUUCUCUGCUGAGAGCUGAUGGAGACAAGAGUUCGUUUGUUCCUCCAACGGUAAUUGAACAAGCUGAUGAACUGAUAAGAAAAGAGCUUCUACAAUUAUUAGAGCAUGAUAAUACGAAGUAUCCACUUGAUGAGAAACCAAAUAAGGAUAAAAAGAAAGGUACCAAGCGCUCAGCAAAUGGCCCAGCUGCCCCUAUACCUGUCAUAGAGGAUUUUGAGGAAGAUGAGCUACAAGCGGCUGACACUUUGAUAAGAGAAGAGUCUGAAUAUGUACGUGUCGCAAUGGGGCAUGAGGGUGAGUCUCUUGAAGAAUUUGUUGAAGCACACACGACUUGCCUGAAUGAUUUGAUGUAUUUUCCUACUCGGAGUGCUUAUGGUCUUUCCAGUGUUGCUGGAAAUAUGGAGAAAUUGGCUGCCUUGCAGUUUGAAUUUGAGAAUGUCAAGACAAGGUUGGAGGCUGAAAGAGAGAAGGCAUUACGCCAUGAAAAGAAAGUGAAUGUUCUGACUCAAGGUUAUCAGAUACGUGCUGAAAGGCAGCUUAUGCCACCAAUCGACUCAAUCUUGAAGCAAAUAGACAUUGCUGGAACGGAAUUGGAAUGUUUCCAAGCAUUACAAAAGCAGGAGCAGUUAGCUGCAUCACAUAGGAUUAAUAGUCUGUGGGAGGAGGUACAGAAGCAGAAGGAGCUGGAAAAAGCUCUUCAACAACGAUAUGGAGAUCUUGUCUCCGAGUUGGAGAGGACGCAGCUGCUUGUCAAACAUUACAGAGGACAGGCCAAACAAGAAGAGAUUGAUGCUAAGAAACAUUCAAUUGAACUGGCCACUACUGUACAAGAUGAUGCCAUGGUAGAUGCUGAAAUAUCCGAGCAGCCGGUGCCAACAGAUCCUGUGCCCAUCAGUUCUUCAACUUGUGAUGAAAUUGCACCACCUCCAGAGACUGAUCAGGCUCAAGAACAUGUCACUGCAGACUCUAAACCCGGCAUGGAUGUUGAGUCUGGGACAAUAAGUGGAGAUGUCAUCUCAUCUGAUGAUGCAAAUGCAGAACUAGUCGCCAGCACUGGCGUUGAUGAUGGUACAAUGAACCCUGAGGUUGGUGUAAAGCUGGGUUCAAUUUCUUCAGACCAAGGCCGAGUCCAAAGUGCCGAAGUUGAAGAACACAAGGGAGAAAGGGAUGAGGAUGUUGUGAAGGCGAAUGUGGAGGACGUUACCAUGUCUGAAUAAGCAGCGGACAAAGCCGGAUGGAGAAGGAGAGCCAUAAGAUCUUCUUGCAGAAGAAGAGUGAAGCUUGGAAUUGCAUGGAACCUAGCAUCCCUGUACUUCAUCAGUGAGAACAAUCAUGAGAGUGAAACCGUAGAGCCUCAAUUGUCUGGGUGAUAUAUAAUACGGUACCUCUUGAAACACUUGGAUCGGAAAGGUGCUCCUAGGUUGUUUCCUUAGGGAUCUGGAAAUCAAUUGUGAUGGAACUUUGUUCUGUUUUGAACACAGAUUGACGAGGAAAAGAUGUGAGAUUUUAGGUACUGUGGUAGCUGUUUUGGUUAGUUGAGGAACUUAUGUGUCUUUAUCAGUGUUAUUAAAGCCGAGCCGCUCGGCCCGACCGGUAAAACCGCCACUCGGUCAUAAAACCGGCUCGAAACAGUCUAAAAGCUGCUCCGAUUUUAUGUAGCGGUUGGCGAGCGGCCGAGGCGGUUAACCGUUCGAGCCGAUUGAGCCGCUGGUCCGGUUUUUGCCAUUCAAUCACUAAAUUUAAUUAAAAAAAUUGCAGAAAAUUGAAAAUUGGAAUAAACAAAAAACGUAGGGCUCUCAAACUGAAUCUUUAUUUCCAUUUCACAAUUUCGAAGGAAAGAGAUAAGCUCUGAUAAAUAAAUGUCCACUAUUUAUACUGGUAACGUAUAUUAGGUACUGGUUCUCUAACGGUUUUUAAACGGUCUAAUGCCGGUUGGACCAUUAAAGUGUGAGCCGUUCGCAUUACCGGGUCAUGCUCCGGUUCGGUUAUGACAACAUUGGUCUUUAUCACUGCACGUGGGCACCGGGCUGUGCCGCCCACGGGCUGGCACGGUUAGAGCACGAGCACGGACACGAAAUAAAUGGGCCAGCCCGGUACGAGCACGAUAAUUUAUGGGUCGUUUCGGGCCUAAACUUUAUGGGCAUGGACACGAGCACGGGCACGACACAGUAUAUAAGUGGGUUGUGUCGGGCCUAAUAUUUUCCAGACUUUAUUGAGUAUAAAAACAGACAUGACACGAAAAUAAUAUUUAUUUGAUAUAAUUAAACAAAGCCAAAUCACACUCGUUAUACUUUCAAUUUUCUUUUUCCCCUUAUUUGUUACUUUUCUCAAACAUUAUUGGUUAAUACUAUCUUCCUCCGUCCAAAUUUCACCUUCUUUUUCAUUCUCUCUUUUGUCUUCGUCCGUUUCAUUAAACACAAAUACGAGCAUGGCACGAGCACGAAUAGGCACGACACGAUUUGAACCGUGCCCGGGCCGGGUCUAGUAAAGUUAACAAAUAGGCUUGCAUGGCACGACAAGAAAACUGGCGAGUCGUGCCAAGCACGACACCAAAUAAAUGGGCCCGAAGCGUGCCCAUGUCGUGUCGUCCCAAGCACGGCCAGCGCCAUGUACAUUUAUCACCCAAGAGGAUGUUUCAAUCUUCCGUUUAUAUCGUAGGUUUAGCUAGUCGUAUGGGGUUUGAUUGGGGGUACUACUAGUUUAAUGUUGAUUUUGACAAGAACAUACGAAGAAGUGAUCAACCAUGUAAACUACACUAAUCUUAGCCAAAAGGUAUAGAAAGGUAUGAUCAACCAUUAUACACUAAGUGACUUGUGUAUUUGAAUAAUCUGUUUUAAAACAAGCUACACUAAUUAAUAAAAUGUGUUUAUUAAUUAAAAACAACAUGAUUUCAUGAAAGAAUUAUAUUUGUAUGCUAAAUAUAAAAUAUGUUGGGAAAAUAAUAAUAAUUUUUAGUAAAAAAUACAUGUACAUAUGUAUAAUCAGCCGACUUCGGAUCGGAUAGUGCGAAAAGCCGAAAAUCAUGCCCACUCAUUCCCCGCAAUAUUUGGAUUCGGAGUUUGCCCGUACCCACUGAAAAUCCUUUGGGUUCGGGUUUUACCCUACCCGAAUAGAUCGGAUUCAGUUAUAUUUUUGCCAUCUCUACUUCUUGGUCUUUUAAUGAAAAUAAAGAAUCUUU